AUGGAGACUAAACUAUUAACAAAGAAGUUUGAUGCUGUAAAAAAGAAGUUGGGAUGUGUUGGCUGUUUUGUAGUGGAUGCUAGAGGAAAUAGUGGAGGAUUGACUCUCUUAUGGAAUCAAGAGGUUAAUCUUGAGGUGCUGAAUUUUACUCAACACCACAUUAGUGUCUUGGUGAUGCAUGAUGAUGGUGUAAGGAAAUGGAUAUUGACUGGAUUUUAUGGCCAUCCAGAGGUCUCUAAAAGAAGUGCAGUUUGGAGUCUAUUAUCUAGCCUGAAACCUGCAAAGGAGCAAGGGUGGUGUGUGAUCGGUGAUUUUAAUGAAAUAAUCACACAAUCUGAGAAGGUUGGGGGGAGGGAGAGGCCUGAAGGGCAGAUGGAAGGGUUCAGACAAUGCCUAGAGAACUGCAAUCUCUUUGACCUGGGAUGGAAGGCCAUGAAUACCUGGUCGAAUCAACACAUAGAUGACACUUUUACCAAAAAAAGGCUUGAUAGGGCUGUUGCUAAUCCUUCAUGGUUGGAGAUCUUUAAAGAAAGGGGGGUAGAGACUUUGAUUGCUAGGCAGUCGGAUCAUAAGCCCAUUCUACUCACCUUGAUUGAAAACCAACCUUGUAUAAGGAAUAGAAAGAGACUAUUUAGAUUUGAGGCAAAAUGGAGUUUAGAUGAGGAAGGUGGAAGGGUUGUGGAAGAUGCAUGGGAAAGAACCUUGGAAACAAAAAAUUUAUUGAUCAAGGUUCAAAGGAAGCUGAAAGCAUGUAGUGGAGACCUUCUUAGAUGGAAUUCUCAGAAAGCUAGUGAUGGAGAAAAGGAGAUAUUAAGGCUGUCUGAGAGGUUGAAAAUGGAGCAAGCAACUGAGAGUUCUCACAAUGUUUCUAUUGUGAGGAAAUUGCAAAAGGAGUUAGAGGAGGAAAAGAAUCGCAUUAGUGAGAUUAUAGAUGAUCAAGGAAGAUGUGUGAAAGAUCAGAAGGGAAUUGAAGAGGUGUUUUUCCAGUACUAUAGCAAUCUGUCCAGCCCUUCAACAGAUGAUAUAGCUGCUGGUUUAUGGGGAAUAGAGAGCAAGGUAUCUGGUUUAAUGAAUGAAGAAUUGCAGAAGGAUUUCACUAUGCUAGAAGUUGAGGCAGCACUCAAAGAUAUGGGACCUUUGAAAUCUCCUGGACCAGAUGGCUUUGGAGCAUGCUUAUAUCAGAAUUACUGGAGUACUAUUGGAGAGGAGGUAUGUCAAGCUGUUUUAUCCUUCUUAAAUGAAAAAUCUGGGUUGGAUGGGUCCAUUAAUUUUACUCAUAUUGCUUUAAUUCCCAAAAUUGAUAAACCUGUUAUAGCUAGUGACUUUCGGCCUAUAAGCCUAUGUAAUGUUUUGUAUAAAUUAGUGUCAAAAGUCUUAGCUAAUAGGUUAAAGAAAGUGCUGCCAGUGAUCAUCUCAAAGAACCAAAGUGCAUUCCUCCCUGGAAGAUUAAUUACAGACAAUGUAAUGGUUGCAUAUGAGGCUUUGCAUACCAUGAAAACAAGGCAAAAAGGAAGGAUUGGUAGCAUGGCAUUGAAGUUGGAUAUCUCAAAGGCAUAUGAUAGAAUUGAGUGGGGUUUCUUGGAGGCCAUAAUGAGGAAGCUUGGCUUUGGUGAAAGGUGGAUUAGAUUGGUGAUGGUGUGUGUUACUUCUGUAACAUAUUCUGUGUUGGUUAAUGGGCAGCCAUGUUGCACUAUCAAGCCUUCUAGGGGAAUACGCCAAGGAGACCCUAUUUCCCCAUACUUGUUCAUCCUUUGUGCUGAGGGCUUUAGCUCACUUGUUGACAUGGGUGAAAGGAGGGGUGAUAUAAGUGGUGUUGCUGUAACCAGAGGAGGUAUAAGAGUAAAUCAUUUACUCUUUGCUGAUGACUCUGUCAUUUUUGGGAGGGCCAAGUUGUCUGAGUGGUUUAAGAUUCAAGAUCUACUCAGUAUAUAUGAGAGGGCUUCAAGACAGAGUCUAAACAGGCAGAAAACUACAAUUUUCUUUAGCUCCAACACACCAAUGUCAGUAAGGAGACAGAUUCAGCAAGUUGCAGGAGUUGCUACCUGUGGCAAUUUUGAAAAAUACCUUGGUCUUCCUUCUAUUGUAGGCAGAUCAAGGUAUAAUACUUUUAGGAUUUUAAAAGAAAGAGUUUGGAAUAAGGUGAAUAACUGGAAGAAUACAUUCCUUUCACAGGCAGGGAAGGAAAUACUCUUGAAAGCUGUUGUCCAAGCAAUCCCAACGUAUUCAAUGAGUGUCUUCAUGCUUCCAAGGAGAUUGUGUAAAGAAAUUGUUGUAGUUAUGGCCAAAUUCUGGUGGGGACAUAUGCAAAAUGAUAGAAGAAUCCAUUGGAGGGGUUGGUCAAGGAUGGGAGAUUCAAAGAAAAGAGGAGGGUUGGGUUUUAGGGAACUUGAGAGCUUUAAUAAAGCUAUGUUGGCUAAACAAGUGUGGAGGAUGUUGAAUAAUCCCUCUUCUUUGGUUGCAAGGGUUAUGAAGGAGAAAUAUUUUAAAAGAGAGAACUUGUUGGAAGCUAGAUUGGGUCGUGGUCCUUCAUUGAUAUGGAGGAGUCUGUGGUCCUCUAUGAGCUUGAUUAAGUCUGGUCUGAUUUGGCAAGUUGGGAGGGGCAAUAAAAUUAAGGUUUGGAAGGACAAAUGGAUUCCAUCAUCCUCUUUUCAUAUGGUGUCCUCUCCAGUGAAUUUAUUAGAUGAAGAUGCUUGUGUUAACCAACUCAUUGAUGGGUAUACAGGCCAUUGGAAGACAGAGUUGAUUUCUAAAGUUUUCAGUGCAGAAGAUGCUGAAGCUAUCUGCUGCAUUCCUCUUAGUAGGAUGGGAUCUGAAGACAGAAUGAAGUGGGGCUUCUCAAGUAAUGGUCUGUUUUCUGUAAGGAGUGCUUAUCAUCUUGAGCAUGCGAGGGUAAUAGCUGAAAAGGGGGAAAGUUCAAAUGUGGUUGAAAAUGAAUUUGGUUGGAAAUCAAUAUGGAAGUUAAAAGUGCAGGGAGUGGUAAAACAUUUUCUGUGGAAGGCCUGUCAUGACCUGCUACCAACCAGAAUGAAUUUGGUUAAGAGAAAAAUUAUUGAUAGUAGCUUGUGCCCAAUAUGUGAGAGGGAAGAGGAGUCAACUGUACAUGCUUUGUGGAGUUGCCCAUCUGCAUCAUAUGUGUGGGCAGAGAAUGACAGUCCUGUCAAGAAAUGGGCAUGUUCAGUAGUGAACUUCAUGGAACUCUGGAAGAAGCUGAAUUAUUGUUUGGAGGAGGAGAAGGUUGGUUUGGUGGCCUGCACUUUGAGGAGAAUAUGGCUGAGAAGAAAUGCAGUUAUAUUUGAAAAGAAUUUUGAAUGUCCGAAAGUAUUAACUAGUAUUGCUCAACAGAAUUUUGCUGAAUUCAGUGAAGCAAAUUCUGGUCCCAAGUCUGCUCAGGUUAAUAGAAGUUAUGCUAGAUGGAAGAAGCCCGAUGUGUUGGUCUGUAAAUUUAAUUGGGAUGCUGCCAUUGAUGCUACUAAGAAGAGGGUGGGAGUUGGGAUCAUAGUGAGGGACUCGGAUGGGGAAAUUCUAGCUUGCCUGUGCUUAAGUGUGAAUUAUUUGCUGAAACCUGCUUGUGCCGAGGCAUAUGCUUUGAGAAGGGCUAUGUUUUUUUGCUUGGAGUUGGGCUGUACAGAUGCUGUUUUUGAAGGUGAUUCCCUGAUGGUGGUUAAGGCUGCCAAUGGUGAAGAUGAAAUGAGUACAGAUUAUAGUGUUAUAAUUGAAGAUACUAGGAAAAUGCUUAACAACAAUGGGAGGUGGUCUGUAAAGUUUACUCAUAGGGAAGCUAAUAAUGUAGCUCAUAUGCUAGUCAAAUUGGCUCUUGAUUGUAGUGAUGAAAUUGUUGAAAUAUUUGCUAGGGGAAGGUCAAAGUGUGCUAGACCAAGGGAAGGAGGUUCUUCUAGUAGUACGGUCAAGAUCGACGAUUUUCAAGAUCUUCUCUUUGACAGCCGCUCAUUGACGUCAGUGUUCGUGGAGCACAGUUGGUCACUAGUUCUGGACCAAAGGGACGAGGCAUUCCUGUUCUUGGCAUAUAUUGAUAUCGUAACUGACUUUUAUAGAGGGCUCAAUGCCUCUGGUCAGGAUGUUGAUUACAUACUUUCCGAUUUUAUCGGCAUGGCACAUUUGGGGAUUGCAUAUCCAAACGUGGUGCAUAGGGAGUCUGCAACUAAUGAGGAGACAGUUGACGAUGAGGGCACUGAUAUUGAUGGACUAGAUGGCCUCUCAGAUGCUGAGGUGUAUAGGUUGGUUGUUGGUUCAGAUGCCUCUCCUUAUGAUGGGAUGUAG
Molecule: messenger RNA, 4278 nt
Organism: Carya illinoinensis
Lineage: Eukaryota; Viridiplantae; Streptophyta; Magnoliopsida; Fagales; Juglandaceae
Exons: 5
Coding region: 1-4278 (1425 amino acids)
Molecular function (GO): RNA-DNA hybrid ribonuclease activity; nucleic acid binding
Source: RefSeq, a predicted model, not a curated record